This is a messenger RNA of Aphanomyces astaci, 1368 nucleotides long. RefSeq lists its product as hypothetical. Bases 1 to 1368 code for a protein of 455 amino acids. The record is from RefSeq and is a predicted model, not a curated record. NCBI's taxonomy places the organism in Eukaryota, Oomycota, Saprolegniomycetes, Saprolegniales, Verrucalvaceae. The transcript is spliced from 3 exons.
AUGGAGGAACGAAUCGACCAGUUCUGGGAGGCGGCCAAGGCCAUUGCGACAGCGGAAGGCCCAAAGGCCAAAUGGAGGCAGGAAGUAUCAAAGCUCCGUCGCGUGCUCCAUCGCAACCAGAACUUGCGCCUGGCAGAACUUCCACAGCAACGACUCGUGGACACCAUCCGCUUGUACGCAACGCACUUUGCCGCCGAAGACGACACGUUGUUGCUGGUGAAAGAUGCCCUUGCGAUGCCAUUUGGAGUGCUUGGCACGAAGCAGAAGAAAACAUUGCUCAAGAUGCACGAGCAACUCCUGGGAAAUGCCGACCGCAAUGACGACGACGCUGCACCGACGCCGCAAGCUGUCUGGUACACUUGUGUCAGCAUGGAUGGUGACGGGUACCUCAGUCUACUUCACGACGACACAGGCGAGAUGCUGGAAAGUGUUCAAGUUGCGAAAAAGUCUUCGGAAUGGAAAACCAUCAAGAAACACAUUGACGGGGGAAAUGUUCGUGUGAGUGUAUUGGCCGAUGCUGUCGACCAGAAACUGGACAUCGACAGUCGAGCCACCUGUCGAUUCUACGAUCGCCCCGAGUCUCCGAGCUUGAACGUCAUUGUUGCAUCUUCGCAGUACUCCCCUCCCCUUCCCUUCACGACUCGACUCGACUACAGUACUCGGCUGUCUUUGAUCAUGCAAUUCACCACUCUCGUUGCUAUCCUGUCCAUGGUGUUGCUGGCUGUGACCGCCCACCAAGACAGCCAAAGCCAUGGCGCCGUAGGGUUUCCCGUGGGGCCACCAGGCACAGACUAUUUUGUCAAAGCCAAUGCCAACGCCGUGGACAAGGCGAACAACGAGCAAGCGGCCAGCAACCACUUUGCAAACCACGUCGACAGCAGCGCAGGCAACCAAGGCUUGCGAGAAAGCGUGGUGUUCACGAAGGACCGCGCCAAUGCUGUCGCCAACGACCGCGGGUUCAACGACGCCAUUGUGAAGAACGACGUCCUCGGCGACGACGACUUGGAAUGCGGCGGGGGGUGCGGCGGUGGAUGUGGAGGCUGCGGGGGGUACGUGGACGCUCCGAUCCCUCCGUCCGGUUUCAACAACGCCAAGCAGUCGGCGGAUUCGCUGAACAAAGCCGACUCGCUCAACGCCGCCAACCAAGGCCGAGCCAGCGAUGCCCACAAGCGCGCCGACUCCAAGCGCGUGGAGAAGCACAACGUGGACUUGGAAGGGUUUGCCGAAGCCAACGCCAAGUCCAAGUCGGGGGCUCAAGCGUUGUCCAAGGGAAACUUCUUUAGCAAGCGCCAAGUGGACCAAGCGCGGGGAGUGACACAGAACAACGGAUUGUUCUUCCGACGAGUGUUGCGUGGCAGUGACUCGUAA